This is a messenger RNA of Ilex paraguariensis (yerba mate), 924 nucleotides long. NCBI's taxonomy places the organism in Eukaryota, Viridiplantae, Streptophyta, Magnoliopsida, Aquifoliales, Aquifoliaceae. The record is from the annotation of a GenBank genome assembly.
UCAGCGACGCCAUCGAACACUGCCGCCGGCGACACCAUCCCAGUUGACACACAUAAGUCGACACACAGUACUCUCUCUCCCUCUUUGAUUGGGGCUGUGAUUAGGAGAAGACAGUGGAAGGCGGUGAAGCCGGUCUUCUCUUCUUCUCCAGUCCAGACGACGCACAGGCACAGGCACAACCAGCAACUCCUCAACUUAGCUCUCGAACUCUCCAGUCCAGACGCACAAGCAUUUGAUUUGGGUCUGUCUUUCUUGUUGUUGCCGAAAGAAAUAGAUUCAGCUUUUGAUGUUCUCAAGGAAAUUUUAAAACCUGUAGUUGAUGGAGAGAAAGAGAUUCCUUGGCCUCCUAGAGAUCCUGAGGCAGUCAUUCUCACGAAGAAAGAUGAUGCUUCUUUGCCAACACCAAAGAGCAAGGAUCAUGUAAGUCUGUUGAAGGAAUGAAGCUUGUGUGCCAUGAUCUAGCAGAGGCAACCAGUGAUCCCAAAGCUUGCCAAGACUUUUGACUCUAGUCUGACGGGUGCCUCUUCAUGAUCUUGUAAAUAUGUCCUGAACACACUCAUGCAAACAUUUCAAAAUAAACAGGUAGCCCAUGGUGUCUAGGAGAGUACCCUCAAAAGUCUUAUUACUGAGCUCUUGGUUUGGCUUUUUGAUGAAAGGGUUCCCAGGAUGGACGAUUGCAGCCAACUUCUGCAAGCUUUGAAUGUUCUGAUGCUGAGAUCCUGGUAACAUUGAUCUCAAAAAUGCAUCUUUUUUAAUUGCUAUCUGUGUGUGAAUUACAUCUUUGUUGAGCUUAGAGAUGAUAUUUCAAGGCAUGGAGCUGGACUGCUGAAGCUGUUUAAGUAUUAGAGACAUUAAAUGUAAUUAGAGAUGGUUUAAAUCCUCUUGAACGAUUAAAGUCAUUUUUUCUAUUUUUAGAACUUCUUG